AUGCACCAUCACGUGAAAGCCAUGACAAAUAACGAGGGGGCACGUGCGCCGUUGCCCUUUGGGGCGCUCCAGGGUCACGCGCCCGGUGGCAUUCCAGCCUACAGCAAUAAACAUGACAUGUUCUUCUCGGGUGAGCGCAGCAUCGAUGGGAAUCUUUUUUGCGGCUUCAAGUACCAAUGUGUCGAAUUCGCGCGCCGGUGGCUGUACGAGCGCAAACUGCUCGUUCUUCCUGAUGUGAACUGGGCGGUGCACAUCUUCCAGUUGAAGGAGGUUCACGACGCCCGCACGGCAGCACCCGUGCGCUGUGUGGCGGUGCGCAACGGUACGUCCGUGAAGCCGAUCGCCGACUCUCUCCUCAUUUACCCCUCUGAGGAAGACAACAUCGUCGGCCACGUCGCCGCGAUCACAGAGGUUGGCGACAACUGGGUGCGUAUCGCAGACCAAAACCACCGCUUUCACAAAUGGGAUGGCGACUACGCGGCGCAGCUGCCGCUCAAGUAUGAAAACGGCGUAUGGACAAUCGAGGACCCACUCGAGGACUGUGUGCUGAAGCCGCUCGGGUGGGUGACGUUCCCUGACACACCAGACCGCACACCAGAUGAGCCGCUGGUCCUCCACGAGUCGUUGCACUUUAAGACUCCGGAGAAGCCGUACCUGCGCCGUAUCACAUUUACCCCUAAGGAGCGGAAAAGCAACUGGCUGGACCCCACUAACGAGGCGGAGGCCCAGUUUAUCCGAGCAUUUGGCACGGAGGUUAGCCGCAAGGGCGAGAACCACGCAAGCUAUUACAAGAUGAACGUGGAGCUGCAUCUGGAUUGUACACGCUACGGCACUCAGCUACACAGCAUGUUUCUCGAGGCAACUGAGCAGGUGCUCGCGAGCGAUGAGAAGCUGACACUNGGCAUCCCAGAGGAGUACUGGCCGCGUAUCCGCCACUCCUGGAAGACUCAGCCGCACGCUAUCACUGGUCGGUUUGACUUUGCAUUCGAUGAAGAAACACAACAGUUUAAGUGUUUUGAAUAUAACGCCGACAGCGCAUCCACACUGUUGGAGUGCGGUGUCGUGCAGGAGAAGUGGGCAGAGUCUGUUGGACUUGCGGAUGGCACGACGCGGAGUUCCGGCAGUUACAUCGCCUCACGCCUGCGGCUAGCGUGGGAAAUGACAGGGUUAACCGGCCGUGUGCACUUCCUCAUCGACAAUGACGACGAGGAGCGAUACACUGCGAUGUAUGUCAUGGAGAAGGCACGCGAGGAGGGAAUCGACGCGAAACUGUGCGUUCUUUUCGAUGAGUUUCACUUCGAUGAGAAGGGCACUGUUGUGGAUUCCGACGGCAUCCCCGUGACGGCGGUGUGGAAGACGUGGAUGUGGGAGACGGCGAUCGGCGACCACCGCGAGGCGCGACAGCAGCGCGGUGCCAACUGGCAGCCCACACCGAAGGACAAGGUGCGCUUGUGCGACAUCCUCCUCAGCCCCAACUGGGACCUGCGCGUGUUUGAGCCUAUGUGGAAGCUGAUCCCCAGCAACAAGGCCAUCCUGCCCAUCAUUUACAACAACCACCCUGACCACCCGGCGGUGCUGCGCGCGAGCUACGAGCUGACGGACGAGCUGCGGCGCAGCGGCUAUGCGAAGAAGCCGAUCGUCGGCCGCGUCGGUCGCAACGUGAUCAUCACGGAGCCUUCGGGCAGCGUUGUGGCGGAGUCCGGCGGCAACUUCGGCGACCGCGACUUCAUCUACCAGGAGCUCUUCCGCCUGCCUAAGAAUGACGGCUACCACGCGAUCCUCGGUGGGUGGAUGAUCGGUGAUGUGUACAGCGGCACCGGCAUCCGCGAGGACAAGUCCAUCAUCACAGGCCUUGACUCGCCGUUCAGUGCGUUGCGCGUGUUCAUUGGCCGCCUGCCGAGGCCGCUCAGCCACGAGGACCUCGACAGGGCCGAGCGCGACGCCGUCAAGGCGGCGGAGUAA
This is a messenger RNA of Trypanosoma grayi, 1962 nucleotides long. RefSeq names its product trypanothione synthetase. The coding region runs from base 1 to 1962 and encodes 653 amino acids. The transcript has a single exon. Gene Ontology annotation, molecular function: ligase activity. The record is from RefSeq and is a predicted model, not a curated record. Lineage: Eukaryota; Euglenozoa; Kinetoplastea; Trypanosomatida; Trypanosomatidae.